AUGCGUCUACUACAAUGUGACGAUACGGGCAGGUUUACACUGACCCCAGAUCUCGCUUCCGACCAUGGCCUUCCCUACGCGAUUCUCUCCCAUACAUGGGGGCCUGACGAGGUUAUCUUUACCGAUAUAACAGGAACGCAAAUUGAUUGGCAGCAAAAGUCCGGCUUUGAUAAGAUCAAAUUCUGUGCAGAACAAGCGCGACGAGACGGUCUGCAGUAUUUCUGGGUCGACACCUGCUGUAUCGAUAAAUCCGACAGUAUCGAGCUUCAGACGGCGAUAAAUAGCAUGUUUCGAUGGUACCGCGACGCGAAACGAUGCUAUGUAUAUUUAGCAGACGUUUCGGUACCUUCAAUCUCUGGUGCGGAGCAAAGCACAUUACAAUGGGAAGCAGCAUUUCGAACAAGCAGAUGGUAUACUCGUGGGUGGACACUCCAAGAGCUUCUUGCUCCCGAAAGAGUUGAUUUCUUCUCGAAGGAAGGGGCUCGGCUCGGAGACAAGCGAUCGCUUGAGCAAGAAAUUCACGACAUCACAAAGAUACCUAUUCCUGCGCUUCGGAGAGCAGUUCCUUUUGAUCAAUUCAAUGUCGACGAACGAAUGAAGUGGGCCGAGUCUCGCCGUACUACGCACGAGGAAGACUUGGCAUACUGUCUGUUGGGAAUCUUUGGUGUUUUCAUGCCUCUCAACUACGGCGAGGGGAGGAACAACGCUUUCAUCCGCCUGAAAAAGGAAAUCGGAGACAACCCAGAACGACAAGAAUGGCUCCAGAAACUUUACGUCUGUCCGUAUCAAGAACGCAAAGAUCGAAACCCGCCACGGGUCGAAAGCACAUGCAAGUGGUUCACGGAUCACUCACUCUUCCAAAAAUGGCAAAUGAGUAGUACAGCUCAGUUGCUGUGGGUGUCCGCUGACCCAGGAUGCGGAAAAUCGGUUCUGGCGAAAUACUUGAUUGAUGAUGUGUUGGCAAGCACUAUUUUGAGAACAACAUGUUUUUUCUUCUUCAAAGACGACUAUGAGGACCAACGAUCUUCAACAACUGCGAUGUGUUCUUUGCUACACCAAAUUUUCCAUCAUCACCCGAUUGCAUUUUCGACCGAGGUUCUCGAGAAAUUUAAGGAGAAAGGGUCUGCACUUCUCCAAUCCUUCAGUGAUCUCUGGGAUAUUCUCAUCUCCGCCACGAGUGGCCAUAAGAGGGAGUUCAUCUUCAUUUUUGACGCUCUCGAUGAAUGUGAGACUUCAGGGCAGAUUCAAUUGAUCAAUGCUAUUAGCGAAUUCUCUUCGCGCGCCACGACGCGCUCUCCAGUAUUGAAGUUCCUUUUACUUAGUCGGCCGUACAUUGAUAUUGCGAGGCGCUUCCUGCACCUGAACCACGAUCUACCCACGAUUCAUUUGGCUGGAGAGAACGAAGAAGAGGCUACCCAGAUAUCUCACGAGAUCGAUAUGGUCAUCAGAAGCAGAGUAGCGGUCAUGGGUCGAACGCUUGGACUUGACCAGGAGAAACAAGCCGUUUUGGUUGGAGAACUUGUUCGAGUACCCAACCGCACCUAUUUAUGGACACAUUUGAUUUUUGAUGAGAUCCAAAGUAGUAUUCUUCUCACGCCGAACAGGAUCCGAUCUAUAGUUCGCAACAUCCCACGCUCAGUUUCUGAGGCUUACGAUAAGAUGUUGUCAAAGAGCCGGGACAUCAGACUGGCAAGAAAGCUCCUCCAUAUCGUCGUUACAGCAUCAAGGCCACUCACUCUAAAGGAAAUGUCUCUAGCAUUGGCGAUGAGACCUCACCAUCAAUCAAUAACUGACGCGGAUCCAGUGCCAGAAGGACAAUUCCGCGACGAUCUCAGGCAGCUCUGCGGGCUUUUUCUAAUUGUCGUCGACUCUAGAAUCUACCUCCUGCAUCAGACAGCCCGUGAGUUUUUGGUUCUACCUUCAACGCGGUCAUUGUCUCCUCUUCAAAGCACCACAGCGUUGCAGUGGGAAUUUUCCUUUCAUCCCCAAAAGUCACACCGCAUUCUUGCCGAGAUUUGUGUACAACGGCUUUCUUUCGCAGAUCUCAACGGCUUUCCUCUAGGUGGAGUCAUGGAUCUAGAUGAUUAUCUCGCUACUCGUACGCUUUCUGAAUAUGCAGUGCGACAUUGGGCAAACCACUUCGGCAAAACAAAAUGGGAGGAUGAUUAUCAGACAGUUGAGAAAGUAAUAUUGUACUGUCAUCCGGAUUCGCCUGGCUCCGCAUGGUGCUCAAUAUACCCAAGAAUCACGAGGGUCGAUGCGCCAUACGAUUUCACACCUCUCCUGCUUGCAUCCUACUUUGGUCUAAGCAGUGUCCUUGAGCGUCUUUCUAAAAAGGCUUUCAAGUAUAUCAACUUCAGGGAUGAAGAUUAUGGAAGGUCUGCCAUUUCCUGGGCUGCCAUGAAUGGCCAUGAUGCUAUCGUGGAACGACUUCUUGAUCGCAGUUUAGCCCAGCGACUUCUUGGUCGUAGAGCUUGUCUCAACACUAAGGAUCACUACGGCAACACACCGCUUGCGUUAGCUUGCAGAAAUGGUCAUGAGCUGGUAGUACAACAUCUUCUCAAGGCCAGUGCUCAUAUUAAUACGGAGAAUCUCUCGCGCGAAACGCCUCUUUAUAUGGCUUGCGGAAGAGGCUAUAACACAAUAGUCCAGCAGCUUCUGCAGGCCGGCGCCGAUAUCGAUAUCAGGAAUCGAUGGGAAGAAACGCCUCUUGGGAGAGCUUGCGGAAGAGGCUACGAUACAAUUGUCAAGCAGCUUCUGCAGGCCGGCGCCGAUAUCGAUAUCAGGAAUCAAUGGGGAGAAACGCCUCUUGGGAGAGCUUGCGAAAGAGGCUAUGAUAGAGUAGUCCAGCAGCUUCUGCAGGCCGGCGCCGAUGUCAACAUGAAGCACUGGAAUGAGGAUAUGCCAGAGAACAGUUCCGGCUGGGAUUGGCGUUUACACCGCACGCCGCUUGAGAUUGCAGAAGGCAGAGGCCAUACCACGAUAGUACAGCAGCUUCUUCAGGCUGGCGCCGAUGUCAGCACGAGGGAUGAGUAA
This is a messenger RNA of Pestalotiopsis fici W106-1, 3036 nucleotides long. RefSeq lists its product as uncharacterized. The transcript has 2 exons. The record is from RefSeq and is a predicted model, not a curated record. Gene Ontology annotation, molecular function: protein binding. Lineage: Eukaryota; Fungi; Ascomycota; Sordariomycetes; Amphisphaeriales; Sporocadaceae. Bases 1 to 3036 code for a protein of 1011 amino acids.